UAUCACUUUGCAUGUAGAGUUUCUAGUUAAUUCUCAACCCACAGUGAUACAAUAUUUUAAGAAAAAUCAAAAUGUAAUAAUUAGGAAGCUUUUUUGUAAAUAAUUUUAUUAUUCAAAGAAAGUCUUAUCAGUGAAUCUGUACGGGGAAAAAAGGAGUAAAUUUUUUCGCUGGUUGGUAGGGGAACAAGUAGAUAAACAUCCGUUUCGCACAUUUUUUAGCCACAACCCACUGAUCAUUACUAAAGUUUUGAUAUACUUCAAGCAAGCAUACUUACUGAUUUAUAUGUAUGUGUACAAUCCACAUCAGCAACAGUUAAGUAUAGGUACGUACUUAUUUUUCAAUAUUUUCAUAAACAGUAUACUUUUUGCUCAAGUCUUAAGCCUGUUGAUUUUAAAAGUACUAUACGUAGAUUCCGUUCCUAUAUUAUUUAAUAUUCAAUCCAAUGAAGUUUGUUACCACACUAUGCGUAGCCUCCGUCCACUUAUGCCUAAUCACAAGCUGCAUUACAGCAGACAAUUUCGAGGAUAUUCUGAAUGAAUGUUAUCCGGACAUAAUUCUCCCACAAUCAGAGAUCGACUUCCUCCAGAGUCUGCCCUCACAUCAGUGGAAAGACCGAGUGAUGAUUAGCAAAAAUAAUGUCAAACAGGCCAAACUUGUAGACAAACUCACAGCUGAAAAUGAUGAACUUAAACUGGAACAGGCGUCAAAUCUAUUUACAUGUGCGAUUACACGCUCGAAAAGUAUUCUCCGAUGGUACAACAAAGAAGGUAUGUCUAUUAUGGAUUUGCCACUAAGCUCGAAAUAUGCCGGACCGCCUACAUUUUAUUUAGAUUUAAUACUCCAGCAACAGACGUAUGACAGUGAUCGCACAAAAGUGCGUGAUUUCCACAAACUGUGCAAACAGUGGCAUUACUUCCUAAAAGAAACGAAAAGCACGCACGCAACAAAUGUAAUCACCAACCUGAAAAUUUAUUUGAAGCACCAUCCCGAAAAAUAUAACGACAUUGAAGAGCUGUAUACUGUUUUUUGCGCAUCUGUGGCAAGAUCGAAUCGCUUCUUUAAUUACCUAUCGCACACGUUUUUCCCAUCACUGUAUAACGAAGAAUUGGGAAAAGAAGAAAAUGAGUUAACCAAACAUCUUUUUGAUAAAAUGGAAUUUUACUAUUUUGGUCAGGAUGACAUGGACUUCAUUAACAUCUUAUUUAGAAGUAAAUCACAGACCGAGUUAGAUGAUGGAAUAAAGUUAGAUAAUAGGUAUUUAUUAAAACACAUAGUAGUAAUUAACCCUAAUUUAAAAUUUUAUAUAAUAAAAAAUGCUCGCAAUUAUCAAUGUAACGAUGUUAAAAAGAAAGAAGUUUUACUUCCUUUAAGUGAUGUUUGCCCUUAUGAAGAAAUCGGAACCACCGCAUUGAUAGAACCUUUUCCUAUACAACCAACCAUUACCUAAACUUUAAUAAAAUAUUUACCUCUGUGCAAUAAUAUGUUUUGUUUAUUA
Messenger RNA from Planococcus citri (citrus mealybug), 1496 nucleotides. RefSeq lists its product as uncharacterized. Lineage: Eukaryota; Metazoa; Arthropoda; Insecta; Hemiptera; Pseudococcidae. The record is from RefSeq and is a predicted model, not a curated record. The transcript is spliced from 4 exons. The coding region runs from base 444 to 1448 and encodes 334 amino acids.